AUGCUUUCACAUGCUCAACCCUUGACGAGAGUAUCAUCAAGCAGCAACUCUUCGAGUCCGAGCAAUACAACCAAUAUUCAGAGCUCGGGGCAUACAAACUCAUCAUCAGCAACAAGUACCAAUUAUAAGUUGGCAGUAGCUGGAUCGGAUCAAAUUUCGGUUUUCAAUUUUUCGCUAGCAGAUGCAUCACUCACUCGACAUAUUUCUAUAAAUCCACAUCCGAAGCCAAUUAAUGAUGUCAAAUGGAAUCAUAAUAAUCAUGUUUUGGUCAGCUGCAGUGAUGAUGGAUAUCUAGUAAUGACAACAUUGAACGGAGAAAAUAUUGGUAAACUACCACUUGAAGAACAAGUACUUUCUAUUUCAAUUGGAGAAUUUUCACGAAAGCUCUGUACAGGUGGAGCUUUAGGGAUUGUAAAAAUUUGGGAUUUAAAAAAGAAAGAAGUUAUUCAAACGUUUAAGGGACACAAAGGAGGUAUUACUUUAGUAGCCCUCAGUGAAGGUGAUCAAUAUAUAGCAAGCGCUGACGCAAAUGGAAUAAUUUUGGUUCAUAAUUUACAAAUGAAUACUUUAUCAUGCACUCUCACAAAUAAUAGUCAACAAGCUGUAAAAUCUAUGGAAUUUUCUUCGUUUCACAAAUCCUUAUUGGCCACUGCUGGAGACGAUGGUUCCGUGAUAGUAUGGGAUAUUCAUUCCGGAAAGCCUUAUUGCUCCUUUAUGAAGCAACAUCAAGCUCCAUGCACAGGAGUGCAUUUUUCAAAACAAAACGCUGCACUACUUGCUUCUGCUGGUUUAGACAAAUGUAUUUAUUUUUUUGAUAUUAAGGAGAAAAGAAUGGUUGAGACGAUAAAAACAAGCCAUCCUAUUUCUUCUUUUUCAUACAUGGAUAACGGAUCAAUAAUUGCAAUUGGAACGUCGAACGGAUUAGUAUUCAUUUAUGAUUUGAAGAAAUCUACUUCAACCCCGGUUGCUGAAGUUGCUAUAGGAAGCUUUUCAAUUAAAUCCAUGGCAUUUCAAGCAAAGUUGAAGAAGUCCUCAACGACUUCAUCGUCUAGUGAUAAUUCUAAAUUGGCAACAACAUUGACGAGAAAUCAAUCAACAGAAAGAAUGCAGGAAAAACAACAUACUCCACCUGCUGAAAUUAUUCCACAAAGACCAACAACUCCCACACAUCCACCAAAAUCAACACUCAGCAUGGACAGUCAAGCAGGAAUGGAUGUUUUUUCUCCUGUUAAAAAUAUGGGAGACUCCAAGAUGGCUCAACUAUUUCCAACUGUUGAGGAUAUUAAGAAGCAAGCCCAAUUGGAACAUUUAAACGCAAAAAUAAGCUCCAACAAAAUGGUGGGAGAUAACCCUUUCAAAAGCAAGCAACCAACGUUCAAACCUAUUGAGCAAUCACACACCACAUCAAAGCUGGAUUCUAGUAUUAAUUUAGGUCAUGCAUCCAAUAAUCGUAUGUCUCUGUACAAAUCCCUCAAGCCUUCACAAGACGACCGAGCAUUGCUCUCGCCAUCGGGUCCCAAGAAGAAGCAAAAGUAUGACAUAUCCUCUCCAUGUGGAGAUGACACCAAUGACGAUUUUAACUCUGAUGAAAGUAUCGCACCUCCUAUUCUUCACCAAGAAGAUUUCGAAAAGAAAUUAACCAAUAGGCCUCAAAUUGAUAGAAUGAUGGACGAAAACGAAGCGAGUGAAAACAUAUCAUCCCAGAAACCGUCACAACAAGCAUCGUCACCACUUGUGUCAUCUAAUAAUACUCCAAAAAUUGGGUCCUCUUUUUCAAUAUCAAAGAAUACUGGAGUAUCUGAGGACAGUAUUCGAGAUAUAGUGAAAGAAUCAAUUCAGGAUUCGCUAUUUGUUUUGCAAACUUCUCUCCACCAAGAUAUCACCAACAUGCACGUUGACAUUUUACGGCAAUUUUGUUUGCAACAAGAACAAAACUAUUCUCUUAUUGAACAACUUUCAAAACAAGUUCAAUCACUGAAAGAGGAAGUAAGGAUGUUGAGAGAGGAAAAUAGUCAAUUGAAAAACCUGAUUUAA
This is a messenger RNA of Naegleria lovaniensis, 2034 nucleotides long. RefSeq lists its product as uncharacterized. Gene Ontology annotation, biological process: regulation of microtubule nucleation. Bases 1 to 2034 code for a protein of 677 amino acids. NCBI's taxonomy places the organism in Eukaryota, Heterolobosea, Eutetramitea, Acrasida, Naegleriidae. The record is from RefSeq and is a predicted model, not a curated record. Gene Ontology annotation, molecular function: protein binding; gamma-tubulin complex binding. The transcript has 4 exons.